This is a messenger RNA of Acanthosepion pharaonis, 546 nucleotides long. Lineage: Eukaryota; Metazoa; Mollusca; Cephalopoda; Sepiida; Sepiidae. The record is from the annotation of a GenBank genome assembly.
AUGGCGUUAUUCGAAAUGGAUUUUCUUGACGAUGUUCGAAGAAUGAACAAGCGACAACUGUAUUAUCAAGUGCUGAAUUUUGCUAUGAUUGUGUCAUCCGCACUUAUGAUUUGGAAAGGCUUGAUGGUUGUAACCGGAAGUGAAUCUCCUAUUGUAGUUGUUCUUAGUGGCAGUAUGGAACCAGCUUUUUACAGAGGAGAUUUGCUGUUUCUUACAAACUACAAAGAUGAACCAAUUCGGGCUGGUGAUAUUGUUGUAUUCAAAGUAGAAGGAAGAGAUAUUCCAAUUGUGCACAGAGUACUGAAAGUUCAUGAGAAAAAAAAUGGUAGUGUAAAAUUCCUCACCAAAGGAGAUAACAAUUCAGUAGAUGACAGGGGGUUAUACGCCCCUGGCCAGUUAUGGCUGCAGAAAAAAGAUGUCGUUGGUCGAGCACGUGGUUUUGUUCCCUAUGUUGGCAUAGUAACCAUAUUGAUGAAUGACUAUCCUAAAUUAAAGUAUGCCAUAUUGGUGUGUCUUGGUUUGUUUGUGCUUAUACAUCGGGAAUAA